AUGGUUAUAAACUCCAUAUUCAUCGUAAUCACAGUACUCACUCUUAUUUCAAGCCAUGGCAUUACAGGUUAUCCUGCACGACCUGAUUUUAUGCCAAUCGAUAAGCAGUUGCGAUAUUAUGAAGUUAUUACAUUUCCAAAGAUCAAUAAUCGACCACAACAAAUCGAAUCAACAUGGGUAACCAUUAACUUUACGGCUUAUCAACAACAGUUUAUUCUAAAGUGCACCACUGACCGUACAUUAUAUUCCUCUGAUUUUGACAUCAUUUAUAGUAAUGGAAGUAAUUACAACGACGAUAAAUUCAAUCGACGUCGCCUUGUUACUGGAUUUGUCGCUGAUAAUGUUAUGUCCAAUGUAUAUGGCUAUCUACAUGUUAAUGGGGCGUUUCAGGGUCACAUUCGUUACAAUCGGACACACUAUUUUAUUGAGCCUGCUGAACUUUACUUUUCAAAUGUAUCUACUGAUCAAUUUAUCAUUUAUGCAUUAAAUGAUGUGAUAUCGCUUAAAAAUUUAACUUCUAAAAAUGAUGAAGAGACAACAGGUAGAAGUUCAAGAUCGAUUUCGAAUAAUGCUAAUAAAUAUUUCGAUAUAUUAAGACCAAAUCCGGAUAAUCGACUACAAUUUGAUGAUGAAUUCAUAGAUCAUGAACGUAUAAAACGGACUGCUAAUGCAGCUAGUGCACCGAUGGCGUGCGAUAUUUUGAUUCAUGUAGAUCAUACCUAUACAGAAUUACAUCGCACUCCAUCAAAUGUGGCCAUUUCUGUCAGUAUCUUAUUACAAGGAAUUAAUCAGUUGUAUCGUCCAAUUGAUUUCGACGGUAACGGUCGUGGCGAUGGGGUUAACGUUUUAUUCGGACGGUUAAAAAUUAACACAACUAGCGAUCGCUACGCUAGCAAUAAUCCUUAUUCCGGAACUAUUGGCUCAUCAGUUGACUAUAUCUUAGCCGCUUCUGCUGAAAAUAACACCGAUUAUUGCUUAUUUUUUGCUUUAUCAGCUCGAAAUUUCAGCGGAGGUGCAUUGGGAAUUGCAUUCCAAAGUCCAACUCCAGGUGAUGCUGGUGUUUGUUCCUAUUUUGGUACUUUCUUUCAUUUGAGGCUUGGAUUUAAUACCGGGAUUGUAAGUAAUUUAUUCCGUAGGCAUAUUAUGCCCUAUGCACGCAUACUUUUAGUCUGGGCUCAUGAAAUUGGACAUUCUUAUGGUGCUGACCAUGAUCCUGCAGAUAAUACAACUUGCAGCCCAAAAAAGCAAGGCUUGUACUUAAUGACGGCAAAAUCAGAAUCGAUCGAUUUACCUAAUAAUGAUGAAUUCUCGAUAUGCAGCAAGUCUCAGAUUGCACCUCACUUAGUUCGUGGUAAGUCAUCAGUUGGCUGUUUUAAACAUCAUCCCGUACCUACAUGUGGUAACGGAAUCAUCGAUCCUGGUGAAGAAUGCGAUUGUGGUUACUACGGACAUUGCAAUCAGCCUUGUUGUAACCCACCCUAUCUUCGCAUCCAGGAUACACCUUAUACUCAACCUAAUGGAUUUCUGUAUGUUCCUUGCAAACUUAAAUCAACUAUUUCCUGCAAUAUUACUAGCAAUCCAUGCUAUAACAAUGCUACAGGAAUGUACUACAGUACGAAAGAUAAGUACAUUUGUAUUCCAGAAACAGCUUGUACUUAUGCAUCACAUUGUACCGGCAAUCAACUUUUAUCAACUUGUCUACCAGCUCAAAAUAAGCCCAAUAUCAUAACAACAUGUCUUGAUGAUUAUAAAGUCUGCCUAAAUGGUCACUGUAAUGGUUCAUUAUGUUUGCAACAUGGUUAUAGUCAGUGUAAGAGCUCCAAUAUUAGCAGAGAUUGUGAAUUAUGCUGUCAAGACUCUCUCGGUCAAUGCUCAGCCAUAUCAGAACUAGCCAAAUUCACCAAUACCAGUCGAAAGCAUGUCCUACGAGGUUCAGCAUGUUCCCAUUCGAAAGGUUAUUGCGAUCAAAAAGGCCGCUGUCACCUUGUUCUCAAUCCAACUUUUAGCUAUGCUCAAUCAUUUCUAGCAGUAUCAGCAACUUUUGGAGCUAUUAUAACCCAAUUUUUAUCUAAUUAUUACUGGAUUCCAAUUGUUAUUCUAGCGAUGUUUUUUCUUAUAGGGGUAAUCUACUUUUGGAAAAAAAGUCAGAGCAAAGCUAAUGAUGACAAAUUUUACCAAAACGGAGGUUAUCAUAGCUAUACCAAAUCAGUAGCCUUGUAA
Molecule: messenger RNA, 2220 nt
Organism: Trichoplax adhaerens
Lineage: Eukaryota; Metazoa; Placozoa; Uniplacotomia; Trichoplacea; Trichoplacidae
Exons: 1
Coding region: 1-2220 (739 amino acids)
Biological process (GO): Notch signaling pathway; membrane protein ectodomain proteolysis
Cellular component (GO): plasma membrane
Molecular function (GO): metalloendopeptidase activity
Source: RefSeq, a predicted model, not a curated record